Molecule: messenger RNA, 1541 nt
Organism: Ostrea edulis (European flat oyster)
Lineage: Eukaryota; Metazoa; Mollusca; Bivalvia; Ostreida; Ostreidae
Product: beclin-1-like
Exons: 16
Coding region: 113-1441 (442 amino acids)
Biological process (GO): autophagosome assembly; late endosome to vacuole transport; cellular response to nitrogen starvation
Cellular component (GO): phosphatidylinositol 3-kinase complex, class III, type I; phagophore assembly site; phosphatidylinositol 3-kinase complex, class III, type II
Source: RefSeq, a predicted model, not a curated record
UCAGAUAUUCUGAUAUGUAAACUUCCGUUUUCCUCCCAGACAGACUUACUCGAGAAGAGAGUGUAGAAAAACAUGUGAAAUUCGUACACUUGUCAGUAAUUGUAAUUAAUUCAUGGCGACAAAUAAAGAUUCUAAUAAAUCUGGCACGACUCAUGUAAGUUUUGUUUGCCAGCGAUGUCGUCAACCUCUCAAACUUGACCAUAGCUUCAAUACCCUUGAUCGACAACUUCUUGCUGAGCUUACAGCACCGUUCACUGCUGUCAGUACUGCUGAAGAUGAGCUGGACAUCAUCUCAAAACCUGUACUGGAGGAUGUUAAAGUGGAUGAAAACUACUCCAAAAGAAAUUUGAUAAGGACGAAUCAACCUGACGAAGAUGCUGGAGAUUUUCUUCUGUUGGGGGAGACAAACCCUGGCAACAUGGACAACCUCAGUCACAGAAUACGAAUUUCGAGUGCGUUGUUUGACAUCAUGUCAGGCCAGUCUGAUGUAGACCAUCCUCUCUGUGAGGAAUGUACAGACAACCUUCUGGACCACUUAGACAACCAGUUAAAGAUCACAGAGGAUGAAUGUAAAGAUUACAGAGAAUUCCUUGAAAAUUUGGACAACUCUAACACUGAAGAAAAUGAUUCCAAUUUAGAUGAAGAAUUGAAGCAGCUGCAGACAGAGGAACAGUCCCUGAGACAGCAGUUAGAAAACCUGGGUAAGGAGGAGCAGGUAACAGAGGAAGCUCUAGUGAAGGAGAGGGACAUCAGUCAGAAGUUAGAGGAGGAGGAAGACAAGUACUGGAAGGAAUAUAAUGAGUACAAAAGACAGGUCCAGGAAUUAGAGGAUGAACAGCGAAGUGUUGACAACCAACUGAAAUAUGCACAAACUCAGCUGGACAAGCUAAAGAAAACCAAUGUGUUCAAUACCACCUUUCAUAUAUGGCACAGCGGUCACUUUGGGACUAUCAAUAAUUUUCGUCUUGGAAGAUUGCCAAGUGUUCCUGUUGACUGGAAUGAAAUAAAUGCUGCAUGGGGACAAACUGUCUUGCUCUUAAAUUCAUUAGCAAAGAAGAUGAAUUUAACAUUUCAGAGGUUCCGAUUGGUACCAUAUGGAAAUCACUCAUACAUAGAGUCAUUAACAGACAAAUCCAAAGAACUUCCAUUAUAUGGUUCUGGUGGAUUCCGGUUCUUCUGGGACACAAAAUUUGAUCAAGCUAUGGUGGCUUUCUUGGACUGUCUACAACAGUUUAAAGAAGAGGUGGAAAAAGGAGACACAGGAUUCUGUUUACCUUACAAGAUGGAGAAAGGAAAGAUCGAAGACAGCAGUACGGGAACAUCAUACUCAAUUAAGAUUCAGUUCAACUCUGAAGAACAGUGGACAAAGGCUUUGAAGUAUAUGUUGACAAACUUGAAGUGGGGUCUGGCAUGGGUGUCCUCACAGUUUGCCAAUAAGUGACAGAUGGAGUAGUGAUAUUGCGUGACAAUAUUAUGUUGUGUAUUUAUGAACUUGAUUUAUUGAAACUUAAAUUUCAUUGCAAUAAAAUGUAAACACAGCU